AGAGCCGAACGCUGUUUACUGUAAGCAGCUGAUAGAAGAUUGUGGAAGAAGCUUUUCCCUUUUGAGAUUAUUAUCAAUAAUUUUAUUUCUAAGGUUUGUUUGGCUUUAGGGUUUGAGAAUCGACACUGGAAAGGCUUUCGCAGGCAUGGCUAAUCAUCACCGUUCUCCGAGUGCUUCCUCUAAGAACGGUCUUCCACCUCAAGAACUCCUUGACGAUCUCUGCAGCCGAUUUGUGCUAAAUGUGCCACAGGAAGAUCUUCAGUCAUUUGAAAGGAUCUUGUUUCUUGUGGAGUAUGCACAUUGGUAUUAUGAGGAUAAUUCUGUAGAAAAUAAUCCAUCUCUGAAAUCAUUAAAUCUGAAGGAGUUCACUUCUUUAUUGUUCAAUAGUUGUGAUGUUUUGAAGCCUUAUGUGGCCCAUAUAGACGAUAUUUUCAAGGACUUCACUUCCUACAAGGUUCGAGUACCUGUAACAGGGGCAAUAAUUCUUGAUGAAACGUAUGAAAGGUGCAUACUAGUGAAGGGAUGGAAAGGUUCGAGUUGGAGCUUCCCACGUGGCAAAAAGAGCAAAGAUGAAGAAGAUCAUGCAUGUGCCAUUAGAGAAGUCAUGGAAGAAACAGGUUUUGAUGUUUCAAAACUUCUUAGCAAGGAUGAAUACCUGGAAGUUAUUUUUGGACAACAGAGAGUGAGGCUUUACAUUAUUGCUGGUGUGAAAGAUGACACAUCAUUUGCUCCACUUACCAAAAAGGAAAUCAGUGAAAUUGCAUGGCACCGGCUUGAUGAACUUCAACCAGCAAGUGAUGAAGUGAUAUCUCGUGGGAUCACUGGUCUUAAGCUUUAUAUGGUGGCCCCUUUUCUGGCAUCUUUGAAAUCGUGGAUUUCUUCACACCAACCUGCUAUGGCUCCAAGGCCUGAUUUGCCUCUUAAAGGAAUUUCCGUAUGGAAGGCAAAACACAGUUCUACCGGAAGUAGCUCCAUAGUGGUGGACAGCCAGUCAACAAAACCCGAAUCUGAUUCUCAUAUUAUUGAUGUGGGACCUGGCAGGAGCUUUAGGAAUUUCAAAUUUGAUACUGCCUCAAUUAUACAAGCAAUGGAAGCUUCCUUUUCUUGAAAGUUCAGCAACCAUCCUGUAAAGUUUCCCAUGAUUGAAUCAAUUCCCCCCCCCGUCUCAUUCGUAUGUCAAAGUUAGUAGUAUUCUUUCUCCAUUCUAAUUAGGUUGCUGUACAUGAUGUUUCUCAAGUCGUGUGGUUGAGUAAAAUGUACACUAUGUACAGGAAGUAUUUGUACCUAAAUAGUACUCAGUUAGUGUGCUAUCAUCUGUAGAAGUCCAAUGUAAAAGUUACGUUAUUCCCCACAUCUCAUUGAAACUGAUCUGAACGGUACUUCAUGCCAGUUGUGGAAGUGGUCGAUAGAUAUUACCAUCUCAGGUUUCACGUGAUUCUGUAAAUGUUUUUUAGGUCUUACAAUUAUUAGUUAAGGAAUUAAUAUAUAGUUUUUUUUUUCUUUUUUUGGUUUUAAGUACAUUGACAAUUACAGUAAUAAUAUAUUAGUAAUAUUUUG
Messenger RNA from Abrus precatorius (Indian licorice), 1557 nucleotides. Its product is annotated as mRNA-decapping enzyme subunit 2. Gene Ontology annotation, biological process: deadenylation-dependent decapping of nuclear-transcribed mRNA; nuclear-transcribed mRNA catabolic process, nonsense-mediated decay. The record is from RefSeq and is a predicted model, not a curated record. Gene Ontology annotation, molecular function: manganese ion binding; 5'-(N(7)-methylguanosine 5'-triphospho)-[mRNA] hydrolase activity; RNA binding. Gene Ontology annotation, cellular component: cytoplasm. Lineage: Eukaryota; Viridiplantae; Streptophyta; Magnoliopsida; Fabales; Fabaceae. The transcript has 8 exons. Bases 146 to 1108 code for a protein of 320 amino acids.